Raphanus sativus (radish) is the source of this 2295-nucleotide messenger RNA. RefSeq lists its product as uncharacterized. Lineage: Eukaryota; Viridiplantae; Streptophyta; Magnoliopsida; Brassicales; Brassicaceae. The record is from RefSeq and is a predicted model, not a curated record. The transcript has 14 exons. The coding region runs from base 178 to 2073 and encodes 631 amino acids. Gene Ontology annotation, molecular function: GTPase activator activity.
GAGAGAGACAGAGAUCGUCUUCUUGUCACCUCCAUUUUUGUCUUUUCCCUGGCUGUUUCAUCUUUCUUUCUUCUGUGAUUUGGUAAUAAUGACGGCAUUGCUCUCUUUGAUAAGAUUUCUCGUUUGAGAUAAAUUGAUUUUCUUCAUAUAUAAGAGUGGGGAAGCUUUUUGCCAACAAUGGGGAAGGAAGACGAGCGAACUGAAAAGGCGAUCAGGAGUUUGCUGAAGCUUCCUGAGAAUCGAAGAUGCAUCAAUUGCAACAGUCUGGGUCCACAAUAUGUCUGCUCAACGUUCUGGACUUUUGUCUGCAUCAACUGCAGCGGAAUCCAUCGAGAGUUUACACAUCGUGUGAAAUCUAUAUCAAUGGCCAAGUUCACAGCAGAAGAAGUUAGUGCACUUCGCGCAGGAGGAAACGAGCGAGCCAGACAAAUAUAUUUUAAAGAAUGGGAUACUAAGCGUGAUGCUUACCCUGAUGCCAGUAAUAUUUUCAAGCUCAGAGACUUUAUCAAAAGUGUCUAUGUGGAUAAAAGAUACAGUAGUGAGAGCAAUGACAAGAUCUCACAGCAAAAACCGGCUGUGACUGAAGAUUUCAAGGAAAGCAUGAAGGCCAGUGCAAACUUCUUGGGAUCUAAAAGCUUUCACUCUAUUGAUAAAUCUGAAACUGGAGGGAAAAGUGGGAACAAAUCUCUUAAGUUUUAUUUUGAAGACAAGGAACCUAAACAACAACAACAACAACCACAACAUGUUACGCAUAACCCAAAGUCUAGAGGUUUACCAAAGAGUCCCAUCCGGUUUGAGAUUGUUGAUGAUAGGUACAGAGACGAUGGAAGUGUUAAGAGAUACGAUGCACGUAGAGAGCCAAGAGGAAGCUCCAAAUCACUAGACCUCUCUAACAACAAGGAAACUUUCGGUUUGCCAAUUGUACGCCAUGCCAGUGAACUCAUAGGCGAGAAUCAUCCUCGUUUGCGCGUAGAAAAGGUUGUCAAAGUUGAAAAAGAGAAGGAUCCAGUUAACAAUCAGUUGGCUGCAUCAUCUAGUAAAAUGAAGAGUCAAGGAAGUUUAAUUGAUGAUGUACCAGUUUCAGAACCUUGUGAUGAUAGCAUCAGUCAGGGUUCAAAUGAAGUUUCUACGCCUCAGAAGAGGACUGAGGGUCCAGCUCCUAACUCUUUGGAAGCUUUGUUGUUUGGAUUCUCUGAGGACAAUUAUCCAGCAGCCAACCUUGAGAUCCCAGCGAUGCCAAAAACACAAGACAGUGUUACCUCUUCUGUCACAGAACCUACAGUUUCGCAUGCCGGUUCUUUAGAGCUAGCUCUUAUUCCUCCUCCUGCUGCUGCUGAUAACUUAAAAGAUAUGAAUACAACAAGUGCAGCUGAACAUAACCAGGUGGAGUCAUCUACACCACCUAAGGAACCAUCAGAUACCUCUAUGGAACAAUCAAUACUGUGUAUAUCAAAUUAUGCUCAUGGUGAUCAUCAAGAAGAGACAAACCCAAACGUAAGAAGUGCACUUCCUGAGGACCUUUUCUCUGGAGGCUUCUCAUUUGCCUCCCCGCAAGUUCAUGCUCAACAUCAUGGCAUGGGAUAUGGCAUGCAAUAUUAUCAAUAUCCUGUGCAGGCUACUACUGGAGCUUAUACAUAUACAUCAAAACCAUCAAAUCCCUUUGAUCUUAGCUAUGAUGACGAUACAUGUCCAAACCAAACACCACAAUAUCAUUCAACCGCAUACGUACAGGGAGGAGGCUUGCCUCUUGUGUCAGUUCCAAGAGGUGUUUCAGAUUCUUCAAGCAUGGCUGCAGAUUCCUUUGGACUAAUGAUGGCCUCUCAGUCGCCUUAUUACGCACCCGCUUUAUCUCCAACCUCUCCAUCUUUUGCCUCCAAUCUUUCCCCUGGUGCAUACGCAGGACAGCAACCACAUGUGAACAUGUCCCCAUCUUUCAGAAGGGAAGAGAUGAAUAGCAUGGGUAAUGCAGAAACUACUUACAACGCUGCACACUCAUAUCAUCAAGCAAACUUUAAUGGAUAUCCUUCUUCAAACCCAAAUGCUUAUAUUUCUAGAGGAAAUCCCUUUGACUGAGAGAGAGCUUGACGUCUGAGUUGCAAACACUCGGAGCAUUUUUCAUGGAAGUUGAAUGAGAUAUAAGCGUUAUGAUUUUGACUCACAAAAAGCUUGAAUGUGCUUCAAGAUGAAACAGAGGUUUCCACUUGUCCACCAUCUUCAACGUCCCUUAAUACUCUCUUUUUAAACCUAUCUUUCUUUAAUUGCUUAUUGCUCAAAUGUGGGAGGAUUUCACUUGUA